AUGUAUCGUGCUGUUCGAGUCACACGCCCGGAUAACUUUUUACAGUGUAUACUUUGGAGAAAUGACAUGCAAGAACCAUUGAAAGUAUUUAAGCUUGAUACGGUGACUUAUGGCACAAAGCCAGCAGCAUUCCUGGCAGUCCGUGCUAUGCAGCAAUUAGCAGUUGAUGAAUCAUUAAACUUUCCUAUUGGUUCCAAAAUUACUCUUCGAGAUUUUUAUGUUGAUGACUUAAUCUCCGGUGGCAAUUGCAUUGAUGAUGUUCAAGACAUUGUGAGACAAACCACUGCAUUGCUCAAUAAAGGGAAUUUCAAACUAAGGAAAUGGUGUUCAAAUCAAUUAUCUGCACUUGAUGAUAUUCCAGAAGACGAUAGAGAGCCAUUGCUUAAUUUCGAUGACGGCAGCGAAUUCACAAAAACUCUUGGUCUGCUGUGGGAUCCAACCAAUGAUAAAUUUUUAUUUACCUUUGCACCACAUCAACACUCAAGGCGUACUACAAAGCGCUCUGUGCUUUCUGUUAUUGCCCGACUUUAUGACCCGCUUGGUCUUGUUGGUCCCUUGAUAUCAAAGGCAAAAAUAUUUUUACAGUGUUUAUGGAAACACACACUCGACUGGGACGAGAGCCUUCCGAACCAACUCCACACUGCAUGGACUGACCUCUACAAUCGUCUCCAUAUAAUUCAAAGACUAGAAUUUCCUCGUUGUGUUUCAAUCUCUCAUGCAUCACUCGAAUUACAUGCCUUUUGUGAUGCUAGUUUGAACGCAUAUGGCGUUUGCAUCUAUGUUGUUUCGAAGCACGGAAGUUCUGAGUCUGCCAAUUUGCUUUGUUCAAAGUCUCGAGUAGCACCAUUAAAAACAUUGACAGUACCAAAAUUAGAAUUAUGUGCCGCAGCUUUAUUAGCUCAACUAAUUCACCAAAUUUCAAGUCUCAAUAUAUUUAACGCUGAAAUUCACUGUUGGUCUCACUCAUCUAUAGUGUUAUCCUGGAUCCGAUCUGAACCGUCUACCUUCAAUGUAUUCGUGGCCAAUCGAGAGAGCAAAAUUCAACAUUUGACUAAAGGGAUGACAUGGCAUCAUGUUCUCACUGAUUUAAAUCCCACAGACAUCCUAUCUAAGGGAGCGACUCCAGACGAACUUUUAACUUCAUCACUUUGGCAAUGUGGAACUCCAUUCUUGCUUGGAGAUCGAAACAAUUGGCCUAUGACUUAUCACCUGCUGUAUGAUUUGCCUGAAAAACGCAAGGCAGUUCUUAUUUCAACUGUAAAAACAAAUGACAUUUCGAUUAAUUGGAAAUUUAUCAACAAUUUUUACAAAAUACAACGUAUAUUUGGGUAUGUCCACAAAUUCAUCAGCAAGGAGCGAUCUACUAUUUUAACAGCUAAUAACAUACAGCAAGGCACAUUCAUAUUAAUUCGAACAGUGCAAAAGGCGAAUUUAUGGAAUGAAUAUCAUAAUUUGGAAUGCAAAAAAUCAAUUAGUUGCUCAAGUAACUUAUUCUCCUUAACUCCAUUUUUAGAUGAUCUUGGUCUACUUCGUGUUGGUGGACGACUAAAAAACUCUAACCUAGGCUUUAAUGCACAACAUCCAAUUAUACUACCUAAGCAUCAUCCGCUCACUGUUUCAAUCAUAAAUCAUUUUCAUCGCAAAAUGCUGCAUGCAGGUCCACAAUCAUUGCUUGCUUCAAUGCGUCUUCAAUAUUGGCCAAUAGGAGGUAGAAAGCUAGUAUCCAAGGUCAUCAACCAAUGUAUUAUAUGUUUCCGAGCGAAACCAAUAACUGCAAGGCAUAUCAUGGGACAAUUACCAAAAGAUCGUGUUCAUGCUAAUCGUGCUUUCAUCAUUACUGGCACGGACUUUUGUGGUCCUUUUUAUUACAAGUCCGAAGUUCGCAAUAAGUCUCCAAGCAAAUGCUAUGUUUGUUUAUUCAUUUGUUUCGCGACCAAAGCUGUCCAUCUUGAAUUGGUCAAGGAUUUAACAACAUCAGCAUUUCUAGCCGCAUUACAGCGUUUUAUUUCAACUCGUGGCAAACCAAAAAUCAUUUGGUCAGAUAAUGCUACAAAUUUUUGCGAUGCCAAAAAUCAGCUUGCUGAGCUCAGGAGACUUUUCUUUACUCAAAAACAUCAUGAGCUGCUUCACCAUCAAUGUCUCAGUGACAGUAUCGAAUGGAAAUUCAUACCUCCUGGAUCGCCACAUUUCGGCGGCCUCUGGGAAGCUGCCGUAAAAACAGCCAAAUAUCACUUUUGUCGAGCGGUUGGCUUAGCAGUUUUAGACUUCGAUGAACUACGCACUUUGGUUUGCCAAAUUGCUGCUAUUAUCAACUCUCGUCCGCUCUGCCCGCUUUCAGAAUGUCCGGAAGAUCUUGAUGUUCUCACACCUGCUCACUUUCUAAUCGGUGCCCCGUUAACAUCAAUCAUUGAGCCUGACACUACGGUCUUGAAUGUUAACCGGCUUGAUCGCUGGCAGCGCAUUUCAUAUAUUCAACAAAUUUUUUGGAAACGCUGGAGUACCGAAUAUCUUACACAGCUACAAGAGCGAUCAAAAUGGCGAAGGCCGACUCCAAAUAUAUCACUUGGUGCAAUAGUUCUUUUAAAGGAUGACAAUCUCCCACCAUUUUGCUGGCCGCUCGGUAGAGUUAUUGAAGUCAUAUCUGGUCCUGAUGGUGUCAUUCGUGUAGCGGUAGUGCGCACAAAACAUGGUGUUUUUAGACGCACUGUCACGAAGCUCUGUAUCUUGCCUUUAAAUGAUUUCUCUUGGAACGCGACUGUUCCAAUGGGGGGAGAAUGUUCGUGA
Teleopsis dalmanni is the source of this 2784-nucleotide messenger RNA. RefSeq lists its product as uncharacterized. The record is from RefSeq and is a predicted model, not a curated record. Gene Ontology annotation, molecular function: nucleic acid binding. Lineage: Eukaryota; Metazoa; Arthropoda; Insecta; Diptera; Diopsidae. Gene Ontology annotation, biological process: DNA integration. The coding region runs from base 1 to 2784 and encodes 927 amino acids. The transcript has a single exon.